Molecule: messenger RNA, 13861 nt
Organism: Mustela erminea (ermine)
Lineage: Eukaryota; Metazoa; Chordata; Mammalia; Carnivora; Mustelidae
Gene: DNAH2
Product: dynein axonemal heavy chain 2
Exons: 88
Coding region: 117-13694 (4525 amino acids)
Biological process (GO): microtubule-based movement
Cellular component (GO): dynein complex
Molecular function (GO): ATP binding; ATP hydrolysis activity; dynein light intermediate chain binding
Source: RefSeq, a predicted model, not a curated record
UGGCGACGCGUGCGGGCGCGGGCGGGAGCGGGGCUCGCGGGGCGCCUUCCCAGCUGGAGGGGCGGUCGGCAGGCCUAGGGUGGAGAGGGUCGGCGUGGUGAGGUCCUGUCCACACCAUGUCCAGCAAAGUGGAGAAGAAGCAGAAAGUGAGCGCCCGGGCAAGCGGUGGCCGUGGAGGCACCCGCAGGAGAACUACCCAGGAGGUGCUGGCCUCGCAGGCCGAGGAGAGCCUCCUGCCCUCCACAGAGCCCCAGCUGGAGCCUGAGGCCCUCAAGGAGGAGCCCGAGCCACCAUUGGAGGAACCCCAGGUAGAGAAGGAAGAAUUCCAGGAGCCCGAGGUGGAUGUGAAGCCCCUUUUCCGGUCCCGAGCUGUGCUGACGGGACUAGCGGAUGCCGUCUGGACAGCGGAGCAUGACGCCGUUCUGGAACACUUUGCCCAGGACCCUUCAGAGGUCAUCCUCACCAUCUACAUCGACCCCUAUAUGGGGCUGAAGCUAGAUCUGGGCAUGCCUGUGCAGACCCAGAACCAGAUUGUCUACUUCAUUCGCUGCGCACCGGUUCCCAUCACCCCAGAGAACUUUGAGGCAACUGUGCAGUUUGGGACUGUGCGGGGCUCCUACAUCCCAGCCCUGCUGCGGCUGCUCAGUGGGGUCUUUGCCCCCCAGAUCUUUACAAACACGACCUGGCCUGAGAGCAUCCGGAAUCAUUUUGCUUCUCAUCUGCACAGAUUCUUGGCCUGCCUGACAGAUACUCGGUACAAACUGGAGGGGCACACCGUGCUCUAUAUUCCUGCGGAGGCCAUGAAUGUGGCGCCCGAGGUGGUGGUGAAGGACAAGGAGCUGGUACAGCGGCUGGAGACCUCCAUGAUCCACUGGACCCGGCAGAUAAAGGAGGUGCUCAAUGCCCAGGAGUCUGUGGAGACAGGAGAAAAUUUAGGUCCGUUGGAGGAGAUUGAGUUCUGGCGCAACCGGUGCAUGGACCUGUCCGGCAUCAGUAAGCAGCUGGUGAAGGAUGGCGUGAAGCACAUUGAGUCCAUCCUGCGUCUUGCCAAGUCCUCCUACCUGGCGCCCUUUAUGAAGCUGGCCCAGCAGAUCCAGGAUGGUUCCCGGCAAGCGCAGUCGAACCUGACGUUUUUGUCGAUCCUGAAGGAGCCCUACCAGGAGUUGGCCUACAUGCGGCCCAGGGACAUCUGCAGUAAACUCCCCAAGCUCAUCAAUCUCAUCCGCAUCAUCUGGGUCAACUCUCCGCACUACAACACGCGGGAGAGGCUGACCUCCCUCUUCCGGAAGAUGAGCAAUGAGAUCAUUCGCUUGUGCUGCCACGCCAUCUCUCUGGACCGGAUCUUCGAGGGCUACGUCACUUCCAGCAGGGAGGACUUGCAGGGCUGUAUCACCUGCUGUCAGGCCUGGAAAGAUCACUACCUGCGGGCCGUGCAGAUGCAUACCCAGUUCUCUAGCCGGGGCUGGGUGCUGGAUCAGACCAGUAUAUUCGCCCAGGUGGACGCCUUCGUGCAACGCUGCAAGGACCUCACUGAGGUGUGCGACUGCCAGUACCACUUCGCCCGCUGGGAGGACGGCCAGCAGGCUCCGCUCCCCUGUUUCUUCGGGGCCCAGGGGCCCCAGAUCACGCGGAACUUGCUGGAGAUUGAGGACAUCUUUCACAAGUAUCUCAAUAUGCUGCGGGCUGUCCGCGGGGGCAUCCUGGAUGUGAAGAACACGUCCUGGCAUGAGGACUACAACAGGUUUCGUAAUGGAGUCAAGGACCUGGAGGUGAUGACUCAGAACCUGAUCACCUCUGCCUUUGAGUUAGUCCGGGACGUGGAGCAGGGAGUGCUGCUGCUGGACACCUUCCACAGGCUGGCCACGCGGGAGGCCAUCAAGCGGACUUACGACAAGAAGGCGGUGGAUCUCUACAUGCUAUUCAACAGCGAGCUGGCCCUGGUGAACAGGGAGCUGAGCAAGAAGUGGCUGUACCUGGAGCCCUAUAGGGCCCAGUACUCGGGGCAGGCAUACUGGAUGCGGAUCCUACGGCAUCGCAUUGACAGGGUCAUGAACUGUCUUUCCAGUGCCCACUUCCUGCCUCACAUCGGAAGUGGAGAGGAGAGUGCGCACACUUACCAGCAGAUGGUUCAGGCCAUCGACGAACUGGUCCGGAAAACCUUCCAAGACUGGACGCUAACGCUGGACAAGGACUGCAUCCGGCGGCUGGACACGCCGCUGUUACGAGUCAGCCAGGAGAAGCCGGGCAUGCUGGAUGUCAACUUUGACAAGUCCCUGCUGAUUCUCUUCGUGGAGAUCGACUACUGGGAGCGGCUGCUCUUUGAGACGCCCCACUACGUGAUGAAUGUGGCGGAGCGCGCCGAGGACCUGCGCGUUCUCCGGGAGAACCUGCUGCUCGUGGCCCGAGACUACAACCGGAUCAUCGCCAUGCUGUCCCUCGACGAGCAGGCCCUCUUCAAAGAGCGCAUCCGAUUCCUGGAUAAGAAGAUCCAUCCUGGACUCAAGAAGCUGCACUGGGCCUUGAAGGGGGCCAGUGCCUUCUUCAUCACGGAGUGCCGCAUACAUGCCAGCAAGGUGCAGGCCAUCGUGAACGAGUUCAAGGCCUCCACUCUGACCAUCGGCUGGCGAGCGCAGGAGAUCUCCGAGACGCUGCUGGUGCGCAUCAGUGGCAAACGGGUGUACCGGGACCUGGAGUUUGAGGAGGACCAGCGGGAGCACCGCGCGGCUGUGCUGCAGAAGCUACAGCGCCUGCACCAGGACGUGGUGGCCAUCAUGACCAACUCCUACGAGGUCUUCAAGAACGACAGCCCGGAGAUCCAGCAGCAGUGGAUGCUGUACACGGUCCGGCUGGACCGCAUGCUGGAGGACGCUCUGCGUCUCAAUGUGAAGUGGUCGCUGCUGGAGCUGUCCAAGGCCAUCAACGGGGACGGGAAGACCACACCCAACCCCCUCUUCCGAGUCCUGGUCACUUUGCAGAACGACGCACAGGGAGGUGUGGCGCAGGUGGAGUUCUCACCCACUCUCCAGACUCUGGCAGGCGUGGUCAACGACAUUGGCCACCACCUCUUCUCCACCAUCUCUGUCUUCCGCCACCUCCCCGAGAUUCUCAUCAGGCGCAAGUUUCAUCGUGACCCCAUCCACGUCAUCGUGGAGCGAGACGAGGACAUCAGGAAGAUCCAGGCCCAGAUCAGCAGCGGCAUGACCAACAAUGCGACCCUGCUGCAGAACUACCUCAAGACCUGGGAUCUGUACCGGGAGAUCUGGGAGAUCAACAAGGACUCAUUCAUUCGCCGCUACCAGCGCCUCAACCCCCCUGUCUCUUCGUUCGAUGCCGACAUUGCCCGCUACACGGAGGUGGCCAACAAUGUGCAGAAAGAGGAGACGGUGCUCAACAUCCAGUUCGUGCUGCUGGACUGCUCCCACCUCAAGUUCUCGCUCGUGCAGCACUGCAACGAGUGGCAGAACAAGUUCACGACCCUGCUCAAGGAGAUGGCGGCCCGGCGCCUCCUGGAGCUCCACACCUACCUGCGGGAGAAUGGGGAGAAAAUCAGCCGCCCUCCCCAGACGCUGGAGGAGCUAGGGGUCAGUUUGCAACUCAUGGAGACCCUGCAGCACGACCUACCCAACCUAGAGACCCAGAUCCCCCCCAUACACGAGCAGUUCACCAUUCUGGAGAAGUACGAGGUGCCGGUUCAGGAAAACGUUCUGGAGAUGCUGGACAGUCUCAAUGGGGAGUGGGUUGUCUUCCAACAAAUCCUGUUGGACAGUGAGCAAAUGCUGAAGAAACACAAGGAGAAAUUCAAGACAGGCCUCAUCCACUCAGCAGACGACUUCAAGAAGAAAGCGCAUAACCUCCUGGAAGACUUUGAAUCCAAAGGCCCCUUCACCAGUAGCGUGGGGCACCAGGCAGCCCUGGAACAGAUCGCGCACAUGCGGGCCACGCUGAACGCCAUGCGGGAAGAGGAAAACAGUCUCCGCUCCAACCUGGGCAUCUUCAAGAUCGAGCAGCCGGCCUCCAAGGACCUGCAGAACCUGGAGAAGGAGCUGGAGGCCCUGCAGCAGGUGUGGGAGAUCACCCGGGACUGGGAGGAGAACUGGAGCCAGUGGAAGACCGGCCGCUUCCUGAUGCUGCAGACAGAGGCCAUGGAGGCCAUGGCGCACGGGCUGUUCCGCCGGCUCACCAGGCUGGCCAAGGAGUACAAGGACCGCAACUGGGAAAUCAUUGAGAGCACGCGCGCCAAAAUCGAGCAGUUCAAGAGGACGAUGCCGCUCAUCUCGGACCUGCGCAACCCGGCCCUGAGACAGAGGCACUGGGAUCAGGUCAGGGACGAGAUCCAACGGGAAUUUGAUCAGGAAUCUGAGAGCUUCACCUUGGAGCAGAUCGUGGACCUCGGGAUGGACCAGCAUGUGGAGAAAAUCGGGGAGAUCUCUGCGUCAGCAACCAAAGAGCUGGCCAUAGAGUUGGCAUUACAGAACAUUGCCAAGACUUGGAAUGUGAUCCAGCUGGACAUUGUCCCCUAUAAGGACAAGGGCCAUCACCGACUCCGAGGCACAGAGGAGAUAUUCCAGGCCCUGGAAGAUAACCAGGUGGCUUUGUCUACCAUGAAGGCGUCCCGUUUUGUCAAGGCCUUUGAGAAGGAAGUGGACCACUGGGAGCGCUGCCUCUCCCUCAUCCUGGAGGUUGUGGAGAUGGUGCUGACAGUGCAGCGCCAGUGGAUGUACCUAGAGAACAUCUUCAUCGGAGAGGACAUCCGUAAGCAGCUUCCCAAUGAGUCAGCCCUGUUUGACCAGGUCAACAGCAGCUGGAAGUCCAUCAUGGACCAGAUGAGCAGGGACAGCAACGCUCUGCAGAGCACGCACCGCCCAGGCCUCCUGGACACGCUGACACAAAUGAACACGGUUCUGGAGGACAUUCAGAAGUCUCUGGACAUGUACCUGGAGACCAAGCGCCAUGUCUUCCCCCGCUUCUAUUUCCUGUCCAACGAUGACCUCCUGGAGAUUCUGGGCCAGUCCCGCAACCCAGAGGCCGUGCAGCCGCACCUUAAAAAGUGCUUCGACAACAUCAAAUUGCUGAGAAUGCAGAAGGUUGGGGGACCCGGCAGCAAGUGGGAAGCCGUGGGAAUGUUCUCGGGUGAUGGCGAGUACGUUGACUUCCUCCACCCCGUCCUUCUGGAGGGGCCUGUGGAGUCCUGGCUUGGUGACGUGGAGCGGACCAUGAGGGUCACCCUGCGGGACCUGCUCCGGAACUGUCGCCUGGCCCUCAAGAAGUUUCUUAACAAGAGGGACAAGUGGGUGAAGGAGUGGGCUGGCCAGGUGGUGAUCACGGCCAGUCAGAUCCAGUGGACGGCCGACGUCACCAAGUGCCUGCUGACGGCGAAGGAGCGAGGAGACAAGAAAAUCCUCAAAGUCAUGAAGAAGAAGCAGGUGUCGGUCCUGAACAAGUACUCGGAAGCCAUCAGGGGGAGCCUGACCAAAAUCAUGCGGCUAAAAAUCGUGGCGCUGGUGACCAUAGAAGUCCAUGCACGGGACGUGCUGGAGAAGCUGUACAAGGCCGGCCUCAUGGACAUCAGCUCCUUCGACUGGCUCAGCCAGCUGCGCUUUUACUGGGACAAGGAUCUGGACGACUGCUUGAUCCGCCAGACCAACACACAGUUCCAGUACAGCUAUGAGUACUUGGGGAACUCUGGCCGGCUGGUCAUCACCCCGCUGACCGACAGGUGUUACAUGACCCUGACCACGGCCCUGCACCUGCACCGGGGGGGCUCCCCCAAAGGUCCGGCGGGCACGGGGAAGACGGAGACCGUCAAGGACCUGGGCAAGGCCCUCGGCAUAUACGUCAUCGUGGUCAACUGCUCCGAGGGCCUAGACUACAAGUCCAUGGGCAGGAUGUAUUCAGGCCUGGCCCAGACCGGCGCCUGGGGCUGCUUUGACGAGUUUAACCGCAUCAACAUAGAGGUGCUGUCCGUGGUGGCCCAGCAGAUCCUGUCCAUCCUGUCCGCCCUGGCCACCAGCCUCACCCGCUUCUACUUCGAGGGCUUUGAAAUAAACCUGGUGUGGUCCUGUGGGAUCUUCAUCACCAUGAACCCGGGCUAUGCCGGCCGCACAGAGCUGCCGGACAACCUGAAAUCCAUGUUCCGGCCCAUCGCCAUGGUGGUGCCCGAUUCCACUCUCAUCGCCGAGAUCAUCCUCUUUGGGGAGGGCUUUGGCAACUGCAAGAUUCUGGCCAAGAAGGUGUACACGCUGUACUCACUGGCCGUGCAGCAGCUGUCCCGACAGGACCACUACGACUUUGGCCUGCGUGCCCUCACCUCCCUCCUGCGCUACGCGGGCAGGAAGCGUCGCGUGCAGCCGGACAUGUCUGACGAAGAGGUUUUGCUACUCUCAAUGAGAGACAUGAACAUUGCCAAGCUCACCUCUGUCGACGUACCGCUCUUCAAUGCCAUCGUGCAAGACCUGUUCCCCAACGUCGAGCUGCCCACCAUUGACUAUGGCAAGCUGCGGGACACCAUCGAGCAGGAGAUCCGCGACAUGGGCCUGCAGAGCACACCAUUCACCCUCACCAAGGUCAUCCAACUGUACGAGACCAAAAACUCACGCCACUCCACCAUGAUCGUGGGCUGCACAGGCAGCGGCAAGACCACCUCAUGGCGUAUCCUCCAGGCCUCCCUGUCCUCACUGUGCCGUGCCGGAGAGCCCAACUUCAACAUGGUCAGGGAGUUCCCCUUGAACCCGAAGGCGUUGUCCCUGGGGGAGCUGUAUGGGGAGUAUGACCUCAACACAAACGAGUGGACAGACGGCAUCCUGUCCAGCGUCAUGCGGACGGCAUGUGCAGACGAGAAGCCGGAUGAGAAGUGGAUCCUUUUCGAUGGCCCUGUGGACACGCUGUGGAUCGAGAGCAUGAACUCAGUCAUGGACGACAACAAAGUCCUGACCCUCAUCAAUGGGGAGCGCAUCGCAAUGCCUGAGCAGGUGUCCCUCCUGUUCGAAGUGGAGAACUUGGCCGUGGCGUCUCCCGCCACCGUGUCCCGCUGCGGGAUGGUCUACACCGACUACACCGACCUGGGCUGGAAGCCCUACGUGCAGUCCUGGCUGGAGAAGAGGCCGAAGGCGGAGAUAGAGCCUCUGCAGCGCAUGUUCGAGAAGUUCAUUAGCAAGAUGCUGGCCUUCAAGAAGGACUACUGCGCCGAGCUGGUGGCUGUCCCGGAGUACAGCGGCAUCAUCUCCCUCUGCAAGCUCUACUCUGCCCUGGCCACGCCAGAGAACGGGGUGAACCCGGCGGACAGUGAAAACUACAUCUCCAUGGUGGAGAUGACCUUUGUGUUCAGCAUGAUCUGGUCCGUGUGCGCGUCUGUGGACGAGGAGGGACGCAAGAGAAUUGACAGCUAUGUCCGGGAGAUUGAGGGCUCCUUUCCCAAUAAGGACACGGUGUACGAGUACUUCGUGGACCCCAAGAUGCGGAACUGGACGUCAUUUGAGGACAAGCUCCCGAAGAGCUGGCGCUACCCUCCCAACUCCCCCUUCUAUAAGAUCAUGGUGCCCACAGUCGACACCGUUCGCUACAACUACCUAGUGAGUGCCCUGGUGGCCAGGCAAAACCCCGUCCUGCUGGUGGGUCCUGUGGGGACCGGGAAGACGUCCAUCGCCCAGAGUGUCCUGCAAUCCCUGCCCUCCAGCCAGUGGUCGGUGCUGAUCGUCAACAUGUCUGCACAGACCACGUCCAACAAUGUGCAGAGCAUCAUUGAGAGCCGGGUGGAGAAGCGAACCAAGGGCGUUUACGUCCCGUUUGGGGGCAAGAGCAUGAUCACCUUUAUGGACGACCUGAACAUGCCCGCGAAGGACAUGUUCGGGUCCCAGCCCCCGCUGGAGCUGAUCCGCCUUUGGAUCGACUACGGCUUCUGGUAUGACCGCACCAAGCAGACCAUCAAGUACAUCCGAGACAUGUUCCUGAUGGCCGCCAUGGGACCCCCCGGGGGCGGACGGACCGCCAUCUCCCCCAGGCUCCAGGGUCGCUUCAACAUCAUCAACAUGACCUUCCCCACAGCGGGCCAGGAGCUGGCAAAGGCGAGCGUCAGGGCCUGUCCCCAGGAGUCGCAGAUCACCCGAAUAUUCGGCACCAUGAUCAACCAGAAGCUGCAGGACUUCGAGGAGGAGGUGAAGGCCAUCGGCAAUGUGGUGACUGAGGCCACCUUGGACGUGUACAACACGGUGGUGCAGCGCUUCCUGCCCACGCCCGCCAAGAUCCACUACCUGUUCAACCUCCGGGACAUCUCCAAGGUGUUCCAGGGCAUGCUCAGGGCCAACAAGGACUUCCACGACACCAAGUCCAGCAUCACGCGGCUCUGGAUCCAUGAGUGUUUCAGAGUCUUCUCAGACCGGCUGGUGGACGCGGCAGACAUGGAGGCCUUCGUGGGCAUCAUCAGCGACAAGCUCGGCUCCUUCUUCGACCUCACGUUUCACAAUCUGUGCCCCACCAAGCGCUCUCCCAUCUUCGGGGACUUCAUGAGGGAGCCCAAGGUGUACGAGGACCUGACGGACCUGGCGGCCCUGAAAGCGGCCAUGGAGGCGGCGCUUCGCGAGUACAAUCUGUCCCCCGCCGUGGUGCCCAUGCAGCUGGUGCUCUUCCGAGAGGCCAUCGAGCACAUCGCGCGGAUCGUGCGCGUCAUCGGACAGCCUCGGGGCAACAUGCUCUUGGUGGGCAUCGGGGGCAGCGGGCGCCAGAGUCUGGCCCGCCUGGCCUCCUCCAUCUGCGAGUACAUCACGUUCCAGAUCGAGGUCACCAAGCAUUAUCGCAAGCAGGAGUUCCGAGAAGAUAUCAAGCGCCUGUACCGCCAGGCAGGAGUGGAGCUCAAGCCCACGUCCUUCCUUUUCGUGGACACCCAGAUCGCCGACGAGUCCUUCCUGGAGGACAUCAACAAUAUCUUGAGCUCAGGGGAGGUCCCCAAUCUCUACAAGGCUGAUGAAUUCGAAGAGAUCCAGACGCUCAUCGUGGAGCAGGCCAAGGCGGAGCAGGUGUCCCCGUCCUCCGACAGCCUCUUCGCCUACCUCAUCGAGCGCGUGCGCGACAACCUGCACAUCAUUCUCUGCCUCAGCCCUGUGGGCGACCCUUUCAGGAACUGGAUCCGCCAGUACCCGGCCUUAGUGAACUGCACGACCAUCAACUGGUUCUCAGAGUGGCCCCGAGAGGCCCUGCUGGAGGUGGCUGAGAAGUACCUCGUGGGAGUGGACCUGGGGACGCAGGAGAAUAUCCACAGGAAGGUUGCCAAGAUCUUCGUCACCAUGCACUGGUCGGUGGCACGGUACUCCCAGAAGAUGCUGCUCGAGCUGCGGAGACACAACUACGUCACCCCCACCAACUACUUAGAGCUCGUGUCCGGGUACAAGAGGUUGCUGGGAGAGAAGCGGGAGGAGCUGCUGGACCAGGCCAACAAGCUGCGGACAGGACUGUUCAAGAUUGACGAAACCAGAGAGAAGGUGGAAGUGAUGUCCCUGGAGCUGGAGGACGCCAAGAAGAAGGUGGCUGAGUUCCAGAAGCAGUGCGAGGAGUAUCUGGUCAUCAUCGUGCAGCAGAAGCGAGAAGCAGACGAGCAGCAGAAGGCAGUCACAGCCAAUAGUGAGAAGAUUGCAGUCGAGGAAGUCAAGUGCCAGGCACUGGCUGACAAUGCCCAGAAGGAUCUAGAAGAGGCCUUGCCAGCCCUGGAGGAAGCCAUGCGGGCCCUGGAGUCCCUGAACAAGAAGGAUAUAGGAGAGAUCAAGUCUUACGGACGGCCCCCCGCCCAAGUGGAAAUGGUGAUGCAGGCCGUCAUGAUUCUUCGAGGCAACGAGCCCUCGUGGGCAGAGGCCAAGAGGCAGCUAGGGGAGCAGAACUUCAUCAAGUCCCUGAUCCACUUUGAUAAAGACAAUAUCUCGGACAAGGUUUUGAAAAAGAUCGGGGCCUACUGCGCGCAGCCCGACUUCCAGCCUGACAUCAUCGGCCGAGUCUCACUUGCGGCCAAGUCCCUGUGCAUGUGGGUGCGGGCCAUGGAGCUGUACGGGCGCCUGUACCGCGUGGUGGAGCCCAAGAGGAUUCGGAUGAACGUUGCCCUGGCCCAGCUUCAGGAGAAGCAAGCAGCGCUGGCCGAGGCCCAGGAGAAGCUGCGGGAGGUGGCCCAGAAACUGGAGAUGCUGAAGAAACAGUACGACGAGAAGCUGGCCCAGAAGGAGGAGCUCCGGAAGAAAUCGGAGGAGAUGGAAGUGAAGCUUCAGCGAGCAGGGCUGCUGGUGUCCGGGCUGGCCGGCGAGAAGGCCCGGUGGGAGGAGACCGUGCAGGGCCUGGAGGAGGAUCUAGGCUACUUGGUGGGUGACUGUCUCCUGGCUGCUGCCUUCCUGUCCUACAUGGGCCCCUUCCUGACCAACUACCGGGAUGAGAUCGUCAACCAGAUCUGGAUGAAGAGGAUCUGGGAGCUGCAUGUCCCGUGCUCACCCCGCUUUACCUUUGAUAACUUCCUGUCCAAUCCUACCAAAGUUCGAGACUGGAACAUCCAAGGGUUGCCCUCGGAUGCCUUUUCCACGGAGAAUGGCAUCAUCGUCACCCGUGGCAACAGGUGGGCGCUGAUGAUUGACCCCCAGGCCCAGGCCCUGAAGUGGAUCAAGAACAUGGAAGGAAACCAGGGCCUCCAGAUUAUUGACCUACAGAUGAGUGACUACCUCCAAAUUCUAGAAAAGGCCAUCCAGUUCGGAUACCCUGUGCUGCUCCAGAAUGUGCAGGAGUAUCUGGACCCCACCCUCAACCCCGUGCUCAACAAAUCUGUAACUCGAAUCGGUGGUCGGCUCCUGAUGCGCAUCGGAGACAAGGAAGUGGAGUACAAUCCGAAUUUCCGGUUCUACAUCACCACCAAGCUCUCCAACCCCCACUACAGCCCGGAGACCUCGGCCAAGACCACCAUUGUCAACUUUGCCGUCAAAGAACAGGGCCUGGAGGCUCAGCUGCUGGGGAUCGUGGUCCGGAAGGAGCGGCCGGAGCUCGAGGAGCAGAAGGACUCGUUGGUCAUCAAUAUCGCUGCCGGCAAGAGGAAGCUCAAGGAGCUGGAGGACGAGAUCCUUCGGCUGCUGAAUGAGGCCACAGGCUCCCUGCUGGACGAUGUGCAGCUGGUGAACACCCUGCGGACUUCCAAGGUGACGGCCACUGAGGUGACGGAGCAGCUGGAGACCAGCGAGACCACGGAGAUCAACAUCGACCUGGCCCGGGAGGCUUACCGCCCCUGCGCCCAGCGGGCCUCAGUACUGUUCUUCGUGCUCAACGACAUGGGCCGCAUCGACCCCAUGUACCAGUUCUCACUGGACGCCUACAUCGGCCUCUUCAUCCUCAGCAUCGACAAGAGCCACCGGAGCAACAAGCUGGAGGACCGCAUCGACUACCUGAACGAGUACCACACUUACGCAGUCUACAGGUACACCUGCCGCACACUGUUUGAGCGCCACAAGCUGCUGUUCAGUUUCCAGAUGUGCGCCAAAAUCCUGGAGACCUCCGGCAAGCUCAACAUGGAUGAGUACAACUUCUUUCUUCGCGGAGGUGUGGUCCUGGAUCGGGAGGGCCAGAUGGACAAUCCCUGCACCAGCUGGCUGGCGGACGCCUACUGGGAUAACAUCACUGAGCUGGACAAGCUGACCAACUUCCACGGACUCAUGAACUCCUUCGAACAGUACCCCCGGGACUGGCACCUGUGGUACACCAAUGCCACCCCCGAGAAGGCCAUGCUGCCAGGUGAGUGGGAGAACGCGUGCAACGAGAUGCAGCGUAUGCUGAUCGUGCGCUCACUGCGCCAGGACCGCGUGGCCUUCUGUGUCACCUCUUUCAUCGUGUCCAACCUGGGCUCCCGCUUCGUUGAGCCGCCUGUGCUGAACAUGAAGCUGGUAAUGGAGGAUUCCAGCCCGCGAACCCCGCUGGUCUUCAUCCUGUCCCCUGGAGUGGACCCCACCAGUGCCCUCCUGCAGCUGGCGGAGCACACAGGCAUGGCCCAGCGCUUCCACGCCCUGUCGCUGGGCCAGGGCCAGGCCCCCAUCGCUGCCCGGCUGCUCCGGGAGGGUGUGAGUCAGGGCCACUGGGUGUUCCUCGCUAACUGCCACCUGUCCCUGUCUUGGAUGCCUAAUCUGGACAAACUGGUGGAGCAGCUGCAGGUGGCAGAGCCCCAUCCGUCCUUCCGCCUUUGGCUCAGCUCCAGCCCACACCCCGACUUCCCCAUCUCCAUCCUGCAGGCCAGCAUCAAGAUGACCACAGAGCCCCCCAAGGGCCUGAAGGCUAACAUGACACGUCUUUACCAGCUGAUGACGGAAGCACAAUUUUCUCGCUGUGCCAAACCUGCCAAGUAUAAGAAGCUGCUGUUUGCCCUCUGCUUCUUCCAUUCUGUGUUGCUGGAGCGCAAAAAGUUCCUGCAGCUUGGCUGGAACAUCAUCUAUGGCUUCAAUGACUCUGACUUUGAGGUGUCGGAGAACUUGCUGAGUCUCUAUCUGGAUGAGUACGAGGAGACCCCGUGGGAUGCCCUCAAGUACCUCAUUGCCGGUGUCAACUACGGUGGGCACGUGACAGAUGACUGGGACCGGCGCUUGCUCACCACCUACAUCAACGACUAUUUCUGUGACCAGGCUCUGUCGACCCCCUUUCACCGGUUGUCAGUCCUGGAGGCUUAUUUCAUCCCCAAAGACGGAAGCCUGGCCUCUUACAAGGAGUACAUCAGCAUGCUGCCGGGCAUGGACCCCCCCGAGGCCUUUGGCCAGCACCCCAAUGCUGACGUGGCCUCCCAGAUCACUGAGGCACGGACUCUCUUUGAGACUCUGCUGUCCCUGCAACCCCAGAUUACUCCUGCCAGGGCUGGAAGCCAGAGCCGGGAAGAGAAGGUCCUCGAGCUGGCCGCUGAUGUGAAACAGAAGAUCCCUGAAAUGAUCGACUAUGAGGGGACCCGAAAACUGCUGGCCAUGGACCCCUCCCCUCUCAAUGUGGUCCUCCUGCAGGAGAUCCAGAGAUACAACAAGCUUAUGGAGACCAUCCUGUCCUCACUGACAGACCUUGAGAAAGGCAUUCAGGGCCUCAUUGUGAUGUCUACAAGCCUCGAAGAGAUUUUCAAUUGCAUCUUUGAUGCCCACGUCCCUCCGCUCUGGGGAAAGGCAUAUCCCUCACAGAAGCCACUGGCUUCCUGGACCCGGGACUUGGCCACGCGCGUGGAACAGUUUGAGCUGUGGGCCAGCCGUGCCCGGCCUCCCGUGAUCUUCUGGCUGUCUGGGUUCACCUUUCCCACCGGCUUCCUCACUGCAGUGCUGCAGUCCUCAGCUCGCCAAAACAACAUUCCGGUGGACAACCUCUCUUGGGAGUUCAUUGUUUCCACCGUGGAUGACAGCAACCUAGUGUAUCCGCCCAAGGAUGGAGUCUGGGUCCGUGGCCUGUACCUGGAGGGCGCUGGCUGGGACAGGAAGAACUCCUGCUUGGUAGAGGCGGAGCCCAUGCAGCUUGUCUGCCCCAUGCCCACCAUCCACUUCAGGCCUACAGAAAGUCGCAAGAAGAGCGCCAAGGGUAUGUACUCCUGUCCCUGCUAUUACUAUCCCAACCGAGCGGGCAGCUCAGACCGAUCCUCCUUUGUCAUCGGCAUCGACCUCCGAUCGGGGACCAUGACAUCUGAUCACUGGAUCAAGAGGGGCACUGCUCUGCUCAUGAGCCUGGACAACUGACAAGGCCUCCUCUUCCUCCCGGCUUGAGGGAGGGUCGGGGACUCUGGGGACGGAGGCUGGACUUAACGGGGGCCACAGAAUGGGGGCCGGGAGACAGCUAGGUGUACUGGCCAUAAAGGACGAAGAAUUGUAUAGGAACUCAGAGCAGUAAAAUGCCUUCAACCGUA